ACAACAUCUGACUGCCUUUUGGUAAAACCCAGCUGCAUCUUGAGAAUUUGCUACGAAUCCCCAUUAUCAAAUCUACUUUCAAUGGUCAAGAGACUAUAAAAAAAUCUGAAGUUAGCCUUGAUUGGCGUCAAAGAAGUUGGAAGCGAGUCCUAGAAUAUCAGGGUUCAAUCUAGUAAUUGAAACUCCUUUGGGUUCUAUACUUAUAUAGUUAUGAAGAAAGAAAUAGCCUGGGUAUUUUCAAUGAGUUUUAAAAGUGGGCCUCUCUUGUAUCGGUCUUUCUACAACUGAGAGGGCCCACUUACUAUGACUUUGUCAGCUCACAAGAAUUUUCUAUUUCCAUCUCAUCCUUUUCCUUGCCUCCCAUAUGAGUUUGAUAUGUGAUUUACAAGUUGCUAAACUAUAGGCCCAAAUGUAGUUCAAUUUCCAAACCACAUCAUGCUUGUUCCAGUGUAAUAACACAUCAAAACAGAUGGCUUUGUAAGGAAAAGGUAAAAACAAGCCAACAUAUACCUGUGAUUGGACCUCCUUGCAAGAAGAAAUCGCUUCAUGAUUGGACCCAGCUUCUAGGUAAGGGAAGUCACUUCACAUGUACCAAAUGCUUUAAAUCAUAUCAUAUCAACAUCUCAGCUUUCAUUUGAUUCACAGCUGGGUUUGUUGAGUUAAUGGAUAUGAUGUGCACCAGUGUUUUCUCAGCCACUGCACUAGGUCCACUAAAGAAGCACUUAAUGAGGAUUGGAGAGUAUCACAUGGUAUGUUGCUACUCAUCUUCCAAGAUAUUGACGAACUUGGUGAAAUUUUAUUGGCCUCUUCUUAUUGGAAAAAGUGGGGUCAGAGAGGAAUGACUAAAAUUUUAAUGGAUAGAGCAAACCCAUGUGAGCCUUUGGAGAAGUAGGACCUCUCAGACUCCUAUCUGCUUUACUCCUUUCGUUCUCUCCAGUUCCUAGUUUAUAAAUACACAUAAGAAAUAAAGCUAUGCUCAUCCAACAAGUACUCUCUAUUUCCUACAUUUAAAUCUAUAUAAGCAGAAUACCGUUCAAAGUCGCUCACGCUUCUCUUUUUUCGAGGAAAUUUUCAAUAUGGGAUUCCGUUUGCCAUCGAUUCUUCUUAAUGCCAAGCAGAUUCUGAAAAUGCAAGCUAUGUCUGCCAGAAAUCAAUUUGAUGUUCCUAAAGGCCAUAUUGCAGUCUAUGUGGGAGAGAUUCAAAGGAAAAGAUUUGUGGUUCCAAUAUCAUACCUAAAGCAUCCUUCUUUUGUAGAUCUGCUCAAUAGAUCAGAAGAAGAAUUUGGAUUUUGCCAUCCGAUGGGCGGUUUGACGAUUCCAUGCAGAGAAGAUGCCUUCAUAAAUCUCACUUCUAGGCUGCACACAUUCUGAAAGUUGAAAGAACAAUGAUCACAGUUUUGUCACCAAACAUUUUAGGAAGUAGAAUAUAGGAUAAUA
Molecule: messenger RNA, 1436 nt
Organism: Cucurbita pepo subsp. pepo (vegetable marrow)
Lineage: Eukaryota; Viridiplantae; Streptophyta; Magnoliopsida; Cucurbitales; Cucurbitaceae
Source: RefSeq, a predicted model, not a curated record